Molecule: messenger RNA, 171 nt
Organism: Aspergillus chevalieri
Lineage: Eukaryota; Fungi; Ascomycota; Eurotiomycetes; Eurotiales; Aspergillaceae
Exons: 1
Coding region: 1-171 (56 amino acids)
Source: RefSeq, a predicted model, not a curated record
AUGUACAUUUCAAAGCCUCUUUUUACCCUAGCCCUGUGCCUCACCAGUAGCCAGGACGCACUUGGUGCCCCGGCCCAGCUCGAUUCCCGGGAUAUCGUUGAGCGCGCCAAUCCUGGAAACAGCGAGAACAACCCCAUCAAGGGAACUAUGAAUGUCGACAAGCAGAGCUGA